AUGAGGUUGGGCGACCUCAGAAACAGUCGAGUGAUCACCGUCGUGAUAGUCUAUUUCAGCCUCUUCCUGGAUAAUGUCCUGUUGACGGUAGUUGUGCCGAUUAUUCCCGAUUAUCUGUGCACGCUCGACGCGAACACGACCGCGAACGCCGAGAAGGACGAAAACGGUCGAGUAGGAUUACUAUUGAGCUCGAAGGCUUUGGUUCAAUUAAUUUUAAAUCCUGCCGUGGGCACCCUCACCGGCACCUUGGGUUACGCUAGACCUUUAUUUCUGGGAAACCUGAGCCUCUUGCUGGCUGCUUUACUGUUCGCCUUUGGACAAACGUACGAGAUACUGUUCUUGGCUCGGAGUAUUCAAGGUAUUGCCUCGGCAUGUAUAGCGGUCUCCGGCAUGUCUCUGGUCGCCUCUCAGUAUUCCAAGGAGGACGAAAGAUCCAAGAUCAUGGGUUUCGUUCUCGGCAGCAUCGCUCUUGGCGUCCUCCUGGGUUAUCCAAUCGGCUCCGUACUUUACGAUCUCGAGGGCAAGAUGGCACCUUUUCUAUUAGUGUCUUGCUUCAUCGUCGUAAUAAUUUGUUUGCAAAUCUUGAUGUUGGACGUUCAAAUAACCGCCGAACCAAACGAGCAACAAAAUACGUGGAUGCACUUAUUAUCUAAUCCACAUAUCCUUAUCAUCUCCGGAGCUAUCUGGUGUUCGACAUCACCAAUGGCGAUACUAGAACCUUGUCUACCCAUCUGGCUUCGAACCCACAUAAGACCCAAGAAAUGGCAACUGGGCACAGUAUUCAUACCGGAUAGCGUGGGCUACUUAAUCGGGACCAACUUCUUUGGCGUGAUAGCGUAUCGUUACGGACGUAGUAAAGUGGCGAUUCUGGCUGUGUUUGUGGUCGGUGUUAGCGCCAUUCUCAUCCCGUCAGCCAACACAAUGUCGCAAUUGAUAUUCCCGCAUCUAGCAAUGGGUUUGGGCAUCGGCGUCGCUGAUGCAGCUCUCGUGCCGCUGCUGGCCAGUUUGGUGGAUCGAAAUGGCAAUUACGGACCCGUUUACUCGAUUCAACAAGUAGCUGUCAGUUUAGCUUACUCCUUAGGGCCCAUCGUAGGCAGCGAAAUGGUCAGAGCUAUCGGAUUCCCUUGGGUAAUGAGAGUUGUGGGCAUCGUGAACAUGGCUUACUGUCCAUUGCUGAUAUACCUCACGUUAGAACGGAGAAAAUUGUUGACUAAGAAAGAAGAAAAGAAGGACUACGAUACGUUCCCAAGAUCCAUCGCGACAUACGAAAGAUUUCACGAUUCCGACGACGAUCUUUGACAGUAAAUAAAACAUUAAGCAACAACGAUAAAUAAAUCAUUUAGCAACAAUCAUAUAUAUAAAAAAGCUUUGUAAACCUUUAUACACAUCAACGUUCUAUUCUUUGUAUUUCAAGAGAGAUAUUGCGUUUGUCGAUCAUCAACUAAUUAUCGUAAGCCAUUAUUUCCGUUUCAAUAGACAAUCGCGUAGCGUUAAAUAUCGUUAAAUCCCCUUUCAGACACUUCGGGCUAGCGUCUAGUAAUAUUAUUGUGUCCCUAAUUAAGCGCGCUAUGCACCGGGUCCUCGUUGUAACUGGUAAACCAAGUGAAUUAUUGAUGGAACAGCAUCCCCGGGACCAUCAUCCGUGGUAACGUUCCCCGGAUCGAAGAGCAGAAAUCCGCUGAAUUCGAGACACAGAGAAUACGACAAGAAACGCGCACUUCCGAUAAUGGAAAACGACGAUCGAUCGAUCGAACGAUACGACGUAACCCCCUGAAAGCUUAUUAAUGCACUCAAUCUACAGCGAAAUUCAUUUACGUUGCAUUAACGAUCUUGCCAUCUGCCACAGGCAUUGAGACCCCUCAUUAGUUUACGUAGAUCGCAAUAGUACUUCAUCAAAGCGCGUCUCACGAUCCGUUGAAUUCAAACGAAUGUAAGAAGAAUUCGA
Camponotus floridanus (Florida carpenter ant) is the source of this 1945-nucleotide messenger RNA. RefSeq names its product synaptic vesicular amine transporter. Gene Ontology annotation, biological process: aminergic neurotransmitter loading into synaptic vesicle; transmembrane transport. NCBI's taxonomy places the organism in Eukaryota, Metazoa, Arthropoda, Insecta, Hymenoptera, Formicidae. The transcript has 7 exons. The record is from RefSeq and is a predicted model, not a curated record. Gene Ontology annotation, cellular component: terminal bouton; synaptic vesicle membrane. The coding region runs from base 1 to 1299 and encodes 432 amino acids. Gene Ontology annotation, molecular function: serotonin:sodium:chloride symporter activity.